Molecule: messenger RNA, 264 nt
Organism: Leptosia nina
Lineage: Eukaryota; Metazoa; Arthropoda; Insecta; Lepidoptera; Pieridae
Source: the annotation of a GenBank genome assembly
AUGCACACGGAUCUAUCACCGCAUUUACAUACGGACGAGUGUAAUAUUUUUAUUAGAAAAUUGCAAGAUUGCCAUGUCGAGCACACCUUCUUGAAAUUUGUUGGUUAUUGCAAUGACUACGACCGGGAUAUGAGAAGGUGUUUAAAAGCUGAACGCUUACGGCGCCAACAACGAAACUACGAGGAAUCAAUAAAGAAACACAAAGAAAUUCAUGCUAGGAUACUAGCUUCACAACAAAGAGAAGCAGCAACAUUGAUAGAUUGA